Messenger RNA from Pistacia vera, 1338 nucleotides. Its product is annotated as probable uridine nucleosidase 2. Gene Ontology annotation, biological process: purine nucleoside catabolic process. Gene Ontology annotation, cellular component: cytosol. NCBI's taxonomy places the organism in Eukaryota, Viridiplantae, Streptophyta, Magnoliopsida, Sapindales, Anacardiaceae. Gene Ontology annotation, molecular function: purine nucleosidase activity. The record is from RefSeq and is a predicted model, not a curated record.
UGUCCAUCAACCAGUCUGCCAUUUCAGUUCUGACUCAGCAAUCACUUACAAAACUAAUCUAAUGUAAUCUAAUCUAAUCAUCUCCUUAUUUGUUUCCCUUCCAAAGAAAGAGAAGAAAGUACACAAAAAUGGCUGCAGAACCGAGGAAGAUCAUCAUUGACACUGACCCUGGUAUUGAUGAUGCCAUGGCAAUCUUUUUGGCCUUGAGGUCACCAGAAGUUGAGAUUAUAGGACUCACUACCAUUUAUGGCAAUGUUUACACAACACUUGCCACAAGAAACGCCUUACAUUUGUUGGAGGUUGCUGAGAGGACUGACAUUCCGGUGGCUGAAGGAUCUCAUUUCACUAUCACUAAAGGUACAAAACUUCGUAUUGCUGAUUUUGUCCAUGGUGCUGACGGACUUGGCAACCAAAAUUUCUCUCCACCAAAAGGAAAGGCAAUUGAACAAUCAGCAGCUGCUUUUAUGGUUGAGCAAGCAAAACUUUACCCUGGGAAAGUCACCGUGGUGGCAUUAGGACCACUAACAAAUCUUGCACUGGCUGUUGAACUAGAUCCUGCAUUUGUAAAGAACAUUGGGCAGAUAGUUCUUCUCGGUGGUGCUUUCUCGGUAAAUGGCAAUGUGAAUCCAGCAGCAGAAGCCAAUGUGAAUUUUGGUGAUCCAGAGCUGCAGAUAUGUAUUACAUGUGGAGCAGAUGUUGUGGCUGUGGGUAUUAAUGUUACUCAUCAAGUUGUUAUGACAGAUGCUGAUCGAGAGAAGUUGGCACAAUCGAAUGGAAAAUUUGCUCAGUAUUUAAGCAAAAUCUAGGUGUACUUUGCUUAUCAUCGUGAGGCAUACUCUAUGAGAGGAGUUUACCUUCAUGAUCCAGCAGCUCUUCUUGUAGCUGUUAAUCCUUCACUUUUCACUUAUACUGAGGGUGUUGUCAGAGUCCAGACUAGUGGAAUUACAAGAGGACUCACAAUAUUAUACAACAAACAAAAGAGAUUCGCAGAGGUCACCGAGUGGUCAGAGAAACCUACAGUAAAGGUAGCAGUCACGGUCGAUGCUCCAUCCAUCGUCAAACUACUCAUGGAUCGGCUUAUGGACUAAUUGAAAUACACACUUGAAACAGUUCUAUACGACAAUCCGGUGAGUCCCUGAUAAUGAACCUGCCCUUGAUUUCUAGUUCAGAACCACCCCAUAUAAUUGAUCAAAGUGAUAUUGCAAAGCUAUUGAGCUUGAAUUGAAUUCACAUCAUUACUUAUUGAUUGCAAUAAAACUAUAUUACAUGUAAUUUUUCAUGUAAUAUCAUGUACCAAUAAUGUAACAAUUUGUUGAAUAACAUUAUUUGUCUCAAGCA